This is a messenger RNA of Physella acuta, 4023 nucleotides long. RefSeq names its product alkyldihydroxyacetonephosphate synthase, peroxisomal. Gene Ontology annotation, biological process: lipid biosynthetic process. Gene Ontology annotation, molecular function: FAD binding; alkylglycerone-phosphate synthase activity. The record is from RefSeq and is a predicted model, not a curated record. Gene Ontology annotation, cellular component: peroxisome. NCBI's taxonomy places the organism in Eukaryota, Metazoa, Mollusca, Gastropoda, Physidae.
AAAUCAAUAUGGCCGACAGUAAAAUAGAGAAACCUCAUUCUAUUCCGGAUUCCGAAAGCCGGGUUUGUAACCAAAAAAUGCAACCGUCUAGAGAAGCUUGUAAAUUAGAAUCAAGAUCCUGUGGUGCAUCGGAUGGACCCAACGGAGGGUUAGACCCCGAACCACCAAGCAUUCCAAAGAGAAGACAAGAGCUACUGAAGUGGAAUGGCUGGGGUUACAAAGAUUCCAAGUUUUUUGUCAACAAAGAUGGACAUGUGGAGUUUACAGGAGAAAGGUAUCGGAUCAGUGGCAGCACCAUGCCAGGACUACGGGACUGGAUGAAAAAGACAAUUGGGAUUUCACUUGAUCAUAAAACACCAGCACAGCCCGAGAUUUCAGCUGCCAAUAUUCCACUACCCAUAAAAAACGAAGGAUUUUUUGCAGACCUGCGCAAAACUACAAUAUCUCAUUCAGAUGACUGUCAAGAUAGGCUGUUUAGAGCUCAUGGUCAUACGUUACAUGAAAUAUUCCUGUUAAGAGAGGGCAAAUAUGAACGUGUACCUGAUUUAGUCAUUUGGCCUGCCUGCCAUGAUGAGGUUGUGAAGGUUGUAGAACUGGCGUGUAAACACAAUGUGGUCAUCAUUCCAUUCGGAGGUGGUACAAGUGUGUCCAAUGCUUUAGAAUGCCCAGCAGAAGAGAAAAGGAUGAUUGUUUCAUUAGACACAUCGCAAAUGAACCGUAUCUUGUGGGUGGAUGAAAAGAACAUGACAAUGAGGGCUGAGUGUGGUAUCAUUGGACAAGAUCUAGAAAGGAAGCUGGCAGAGAGAGGUCUGUGUACUGGGCAUGAACCAGAUUCCAUGGAGUUUAGCUCUCUGGGUGGAUGGGUGGCCACCAGAGCCUCUGGGAUGAAAAAAAAUAUUUAUGGCAACAUUGAAGAUUUGUUGGUCCAUGUGAAGAUGGUAACACCUCGAGGCGUCAUGGAGAAAAACUGCCAGGUCCCGCGCAUAUCCUGUGGUCCAGACAUCCACCAUUUUAUACUAGGCUCUGAAGGUACACUGGGGGUCGUGACAGAGGUCACUUUAAAAGUUCGGCCCUUGCCACCUUGUAAAAAGUACGGCUCCAUUGUGUUCCCAGAGUUUGAGUGUGGAGUCAAAUGUAUGAGAGAAGUAGCCAGACAGAGAUGUGCACCAGCUUCUAUUAGGCUAAUGGAUAAUGAGCAGUUUCAGUUUGGUCAUGCCUUGAAGGUUGAGUCCAAUUCAAUACUGACCAAUUUCAUGGAUGGUUUAAAGAAACUGUACAUUACCAAGUUAAAGGGCUUUGACCCAACUAAACUUUCAGUGGCAACUCUUCUGUUUGAAGGCACUAAAGAGGAAGUAGCAGCUCAAGAGAAACGUGUUUAUGAGAUAGCAGCUAUGUUCAGAGGUAUCCCUGGUGGAAGUGACAAUGGAGAAAGAGGAUACAUGCUGACCUUUGUGAUUGCAUAUCUAAGAGAUAUUGCAUUUGACUACUAUGUUGUGGCUGAAUCAUUUGAGACUUCUGUCCCCUGGGACAGGUGUUUAGACCUGUGCCAGAAUGUCAAGGAAAGGCUACACAGAGAGUGUAAAGAUAAUGGCAUACAGUUUCCACCUUACAUCACUUGCAGAGUCACCCAAACCUAUGAUGCAGGAGCUUGUGUUUACUUUUAUUUUGCUUUCAACUACAGAGGCAUUAGUAAUCCUGUGCAUCUGUAUGAGCAUAUUGAGACUUGUGGUCGUGAAGAAAUACUGGCCAAUGGUGGUAGCAUAUCUCACCAUCAUGGAGUUGGGAAAAUCCGCAAACCGUGGCUAAGGAAAACUGUUGGAGACGUUGGUCUAGGCGCCAUGCAAGCAAUCAAGCAAUACAUCGACCCGAACAAUAUUUUUAGCAACAAUAACCUGAUGAUUGGCCAGAGCUUUGCAGGGAAUGUCAGGCAAGAGCCUGAGAAUGUGUUACUACCAUCAAAACUUUGAGCCGGAACUUGCUCGUUAACUGGUUAAACCAUACCCGUUAACUUAUUUAAUUAGCAAAUCUCUGUGGAACAAGCUAGAUGAAUGUUGAUGAUUAACAAUUUGCAACACAACCAGCCAAUACAAUUUUAAUUUUUGUGCAUGUGGUAACUUGAAAAUUAACUUUUUGUUUAGCCAAAAUAUUUAAUUAUUUGUGUUGUAGUAAAAUUUGUAAUGGAACAACUAAUUUCGGUCUUCUUGCUUGGUUGAACAGUCAAAUAUUGAGUUAAACAUUGUUUUUUUUUUAAAUUUGUUUUGUUGUGAAGUCAAAUAGUUAAUUGAACAGCUUUUUUCGGAACUAUUUUUAAUAGUUUGGCUGUAUAUUUUGAUUAAUAGUAAAAGAAAAUUGCUCCUGAAGGUUUGCCAAAUUUUUAAUUCAAUAAAUAUCAGAUCACAUAUUUUGUACUCAGGUGAAGCUCCAUAUCUCUGUUCUGAUCUUUAAUUAGACUAUAGCAGCAGGUCUUGUCUAUAUCUCCAAUUGCUAGAUGUGUAUUUUCGCCAUUUCAGUAAUGUUUAUUUUUAACCUAUGGUUGUUAUUAAAUUAUUGAAAGAGAAAAUUGGACUAGAAUAAAUUUGAACUUUUUUUAUCUAUAUGACACAAGGACUAAUUUCAAAUCAAUUAGUGGAUUGUUUUUUUUUUGUUUUGUUUUUUAAUUGUUAGAAUUUCAAAAUUUAAAGUUAAAACUUAAAGAAUCGACAAAAUAUAACAUCCGAUUUAUUAAUAGAAUUUUUUUAAAAAAGUUGUUGUGUAUGUUGAAGAAGUUGAGUGAGUACAGGCUUUUACAGAGCAUCAGUGAUACAAAACAUGCCAGUAAAUAAUUGCUAUGAGGUUGUUAAAAUACUUAAUAAUUUUUUUUAGCAUUUUUAACUAUCAACAUAAAUAUAUGCAUAAUUGUAUGUUCAGAAUUCAUAUCACUAGAAAUCUCAAAGAUUGGAUUGUAUUGAAUAGAUAGGAAUUAUUCAAUACAUUUUAUAACACAGCAAGUAAAUGGUUUCUUCUAGAAAUUGAAUGAAUUUCCAGGGAUAAUGUUUAAAAUGGUAGCUGAACGCAUUGCUAGCUAAGCAUAAGCUUGUUUACACAAUUAUUGUUUUAAGUUUGUUGAUUAUCUAUUCGCUUUUUUUACAUUUGUUUUAAAACGUCAUUUAAAAAAUGUAGGUUUUUUAUUUAUUUUUGGUAAAACUGUUUUAUAAAAUUUAAACAUUUUUGUGUGAUGUAAUCAUGAAUUUCACUAAAAAAAGAUUUCAUAAACAGUUUUUUAAACAUUUCUCUUGCAUUAAAGAUUUUAAAAUUGUUAAGAAAAACAAUAGUACUAACUUAGCAGGAUAAAAACAUAUAAUUUUAAGUGACUGAAUUGGCUCAUUAGGUAAAGGGUAACUACAUAAUUCUCUCAAUGGCCACUGAAAUAUUAAUCAUACUUUAUUUACCCAAUGAAUUUCCUGAUUUUGUAGAAGAGGCUUGUAGUGUUUUAUUUAUAGGCCAAUAUCUUGGAAUUUUUUUUAAGCUCUGGUGUCACAAAGUCAUGGUCUAUUCUAAAACAUUUUUGUCACUGUCAAACUCUGGAAACUGUAAUUUAUUACUGGUCUUGGGAGAUUUUUCUCUAAAUUUUUAAUUCUGUAUGCCAAACAUUCACUAAAAUGCAAAAAAAAAAAAAUUCAUACAUUUUUUUUUUUAAAUCUUCACAAGUAAAUCAGAUUCAUUUUGUAAAUUUGCAUAUGAUUCACAAGGAAUAAAGAUGCUUAUUUCAAAAACUAGUGGUGUUUUAGUUAAAAAAAAUAAAUAAAACCUGACUUCUAAUUUUAAUAACUUGCCACUGGCCAUAUGACCAUUGUUUUUCUAGUCACAUGACUUUUUUUUUAUUUCUGUGGAGUCAUGUGACUUUAAUCUACUGGAGCCAGACUAAACAAAUGGUAAACUAUUGUAUGUCUGUAUGUAGAGUGUGUGCUCGUAAUAUGAAAUAUCCUUCAAUCUUUUCAUCUUCCUGUACUGAUUUUUUAAAAACAUUCUCCAUUAUAUAAAAAA